Molecule: messenger RNA, 2432 nt
Organism: Diachasmimorpha longicaudata
Lineage: Eukaryota; Metazoa; Arthropoda; Insecta; Hymenoptera; Braconidae
Product: choline transporter-like 2
Exons: 6
Coding region: 138-2084 (648 amino acids)
Biological process (GO): transmembrane transport
Molecular function (GO): transmembrane transporter activity
Source: RefSeq, a predicted model, not a curated record
UCAGUGCAGGAAGUUCCAGAUAAAGUGGAAGAGCUUGUCAUCAAUUUCCAUGAGAAGGAGAGGAAAAAACUAGACGCGUGAUUUAACUGUUGAAUAUUGUGCGGAGAGCUAUCACAUAAGAAUUCAUUUUUCGAGAGAUGGUGGAGUUCGAUCAUAAACCACUCGAAUAUGAUGCGGAAUUUGAGGGGCCUCUUAGAAGACGCUCGUGCACGGAUGUUCCAUGUCUUGUUAUAUUUCUGGCGUUCAUUCUGUCCUGGGUCGGUCUUGGAAUCUAUGCUUUCUCAUCUGGAAAUGUGAAAACCCUCCUAGCUCCGACCGACAGUGAAGGUCGACGAUGCGGACUGGAUGCACAAGUGUCGAACAAACCCUAUCUCUUUUUCUUCGACCUAACAAAAUGCGAUAUCGAUAAAAAACUAUGUGACACGCCCCAAGUUUGUCUGGAAAAGUGCCCGGGUAAGAACUGGAUCUUCAACGCGUCCGAUUCUCUGGAACACAUCAGGGAGAGCAUCAUUUGCAGGGCGGGGGUGGACGUUACCAAUAAGGAUAUCAAUGAAAUUGAGCAUUUGAUUAAGGUGACAGCCUGUGCCCCAAUGUAUUUCAAGGGAAAGUCCAUCGUUCACCGGUGUUUUCCCUUAGACCUUGGAACCGAUUUUAUCGAUGACAUUCUCCUGGCCAAACUGAAGAAGUCCGAGGCCAUUAUCAAGUCUCUGGCGUACGUCCAAGGAGUUUUCGAUAAAGUAAAAUCGUCUUAUGGAGCAGUCCUUGGGAUUAUCUGCGGUGGAGCCGUGAUGUGCAUCAUCUACAUGCUCUUGCUGAGAUGGAUCGCACUACCUGUCGUCUGCAUUACGAUAUUCGCUGUUUGUGCACUGCUUGUCGUCCUGGCAUGUCUGAGUUAUCAAGCAUACGCCCAGACUUCAUCAGCCCUCUGGUUAAUAGCUAUGAUCAUUAUUAUCUGCAGUAUUGCUGUGAUUGUGUUGGUGACGCUGUGCAGUUGGCAGAGAAUUUAUCUAGCGUCUCAACUGAUCAAAGAGGCCAGCAAGGCCAUAAUGUCUGUCCUCAGCAGCAUAUUUUUCCCAAUCAUCCCCUGGCUCUUUCACAUCGGCCUCCUCGUCUACUUCUUUUACGUCAUUUUUCUUCUGAUGUCCAUUAAGAAAACGACAUUCGCCGUGCAAGACUCGCCCAACGGCCUUCCGGAGAGCUGCCAGUGCCUUGGAAACAUCAACUACACUUCCGGUGACUCCUGUGAACCGAAAACAUUCGACUCCCAAUGCAAAGAGAGGGGAGAGAUCUGCAUUUCUCGGGUGUGUCGUCUCCAGAGGGUUGUCACUCCUGCCGGAAUUGUUUGGGCGUAUUUUAUACACAUCAUCGGGGGACUCUGGCUCGGCUUCUUCAUCUCAGCUGUCGGGGAUAUGACACUUGCCAAUACUUUUGCUACUUGGUACUGGACAAUUAAUAAAAAUGACGUCACGUUUUUCACGGUUACUAUGGGCUUCUGGAGAACGGUGAGGUUCCACCUGGGCACAAUAGCCUUUGGCUCCUUUCUCAUAACAGUUUGUCGAAUCUUCCGCCUAGUCAUGGAGUAUCUCCAAUCCAUGUCGGACAGUCCAACGGGUGGCUGUGCCGCAUGCAUUCGCUGCUUCAUCCCAUGCCUUCUUGCCCUCCUGGAGAGAUUCGUCAAAUUCAUGACUGGAAAUGCCUACAUAAUCUGCGCAAUCUACGGGAAAGGGCUUUGCGACUCCGCCGAGGUAGCUCUCGGCCUUGUCAUGAGGAAUAUCCUCCGCACCUCCAUUCUGAAUCAAAUAGUCAGUUGGGUUCUACUCGCUGGGAAGGUCCUAGUGACCUGCAUGAUGGUGGCGAUAGCCUGGUGUCAUUAUAGAAAUCAGGAUGAUCAGUUUUGGUGGGCGCCGACACUUCUGGUAGGUGUAGGCACUUUCCUAGUGGCCUCGGUGUUCUUUAGUGUUCAUUCCAUGGCAGUCGACACCAUCUUCUUGUGCUUCCUCGAGGACUCUGAGAGGAAUGAUGGGUCAGAGGAGAAGCCCUAUUUUAUGACACGGCCAUUGGCUAAAUUAUUGAAUAAAAAGUGAGGGCUUGAUCAAGUGCUUUGAAUCAAUAGUUUCAUCAAGCGGUUCUUGACAGAAAAGAACUAGUGUCUGAAGUUAGUUCUCUUCAUUAUUAUUAUUUUUUUUAUCCUAUUCUAUUGACACGAUCACUUGUAUUGUACCUCAACCAAAUCUUUUCUUGCAUGAACGUAGCUUCACGCAUUGAAUUUCUGUGGUUUCCAUUGUUAAGUUAUGGAUUCUUCAAUAUUGGCAAAGGAAAAGAAACUUUGGGUGGAUUAUAAUUUAUGUGCCUGUGUCGACUGAAUGUACACGAAAAUUGUGAAUGUUUUCUAUUGAAUAAAAAUAAUAUCGAAAAAUCUUUUCGGGGAACGA